This is a messenger RNA of Striga hermonthica, 1233 nucleotides long. NCBI's taxonomy places the organism in Eukaryota, Viridiplantae, Streptophyta, Magnoliopsida, Lamiales, Orobanchaceae. The record is from the annotation of a GenBank genome assembly.
AUGGUUUUUGGUGGUAGUGGUGCUGAGGAAGAGAAGUUGCAGAGCUCGAAGAACUCGACAAUGGCGGAUGGUUUGAAUAGAGAUGCGGUGGACGAUCCAGAUGAGGUUGCAAGAGGGGUACAUAUGGCUACAAGCAAUAGCACAGAGCGCCGUAACCUAGGCUUCUUUUCGAGUGCGACAGGGAACCCAAUCGACGACUGCUGGAUGUACGACCGCAACUGGCACAAAAACCGCAAGCGCCUGGCCGACUGCGCCAUCGGCUUCGGCCGCAACGCGAUCGGCGGCCGCAACGGCCGCUUCUACGUGGUGACCGACUCUGGGGACGACGACCCAGUCAACCCCCGCAAGGGAACCCUCCGGUACGCGGUCAUCCAAGACGAGCCCCUUUGGAUCGUGUUCAAGCGCGACAUGACCAUCACCCUGAAGCAGGAGCUAAUCAUGAACAGCUUCAAGACGAUCGACGGCCGUGGGGCCAACGUCCACAUAGCCUACGGCGCCUGCCUUACCAUACAGUACGUGACAAACAUCAUAAUCCACGGCCUUAACAUCCAUCACUGCAGGCCCACCGGGAACGCUAUGGUGCGGAGCUCCCCUACCCACUACGGGUGGAGGACGAUGGCCGACGGGGACGGAAUCUCCAUUUUCGGGGCGAGUCAUAUUUGGAUCGACCACAACUCACUCUCCAACUGCGCCGACGGUCUCGUGGACGCGGUCAUGGGCUCGACUGCCAUCACCAUCUCCAACAACUUCUUCACGCACCAUAACGAGGUCAUGCUGUUGGGGCAUAGCGAUAGUUACACGUUGGAUAAGCAGAUGCAGGUCACUAUUGCGUUCAACCAUUUCGGGGAGGGUCUCAUUCAGAGGAUGCCAAGGUGCAGGCACGGAUACUUCCACGUGGUGAACAACGACUAUACGCAUUGGGAGAUGUACGCCAUCGGGGGGAGUGCAGAACCGACUAUUAAUAGCCAGGGAAAUCGCUAUCUCGCCCCCGUCAAUCCUUUUGCAAAGGAGGUGACAAAGAGAGAAUACACAUCCGUCAACCAGUGGCAGAGCUGGAAUUGGAGGUCGGAAGGUGAUCUCUUUCUCAAUGGCGCUUAUUUCACGUCGUCAGGAGCUAGGACUGCUGCUAGCUAUGCUCGAGCCUCGAGCCUCGGAGCUAAGCCCUCUACCAUGGUUGGUGCUAUUACUUCUAGUGCCGGAGCCCUCAAGUGCCACAGGGGCCGCGGGUGCUAA